UUUUAUACUUUAAUAUUAUUUAAUUGUCAAAAGUUUUUCGAUCAAUCUCUUCCCAAAUAUGAUAUUUAUGAUUACAUAAUUGUUGGUUCUGGAUCAGCUGGUUCGACAAUUGCAUCAGGUUUGAAAGGAAAAGUGCUCUUGUUAGAAGCUGGUAGCAAUGGAGACAAUUUUCUACUUAAUAUUCCAAUACUUCAGCCACUUUUACAGGGAUCACCAUUCGAUUGGAACUUUAAAACGUCGUCACAAGAAAAUUCGUGUCUAGCCUUACAGGAAAAUCAAAAUUCAUGGCCAAUUGGGAAAAUCUUUGGUGGAACUCAUCAAUUAAACAAUAUGAUUUAUCAUCGUGGACAUUAUGAUGAUUAUAAAUGGCUUAUUGACAAGAAAAAAGCGGAAAAAGUUUAUAAGGAUUAUGAAGAAAAUAUUCCAAUUGAUCAAGGAAAGUUCGUUUCAAUCAUUUCAACAGCUUUCGUAGAAGGUGGAAAGGAAAUGGGAUUUGAAGACUUUUCUUACACCAAUUUAACUCAUUUGAAUGGUGGUCGAUUUACACAGAUAAACAACUGGAACAAAUUGGAAAACUCCCCUGAAACUUGUCUAAAUGCAAUCGUUUCUAGAGUUUUGUUCGAUGAAAAGAAUCCAAAGAAAGCAAUUGGAGUUGAAUUUUUAAAGAAAGGAAAGCUUCAUAAUGUGUAUGGAAGGAAAAUAAUUUUAUCAGCUGGAACCGUUGGAUCGCCAAAAAUUCUUUUACAUUCUGGGAUUGGACCUGAAGAGCAUUUGACAGAAGUUCGCAUUAAAUGUCGAGAGAAUCUUCCAGUUGGUGAAAAUCUUCAAGAUCAUGUAACAACUGGAUUGGAUUUAAUCAUCUUAAAUCAAACUCUUGGACUUUCUAUCAAUGAUAUUGUGAAUCCUUUUAAAGUUGCUGACUUUUUCUGGUUUAAUGGCGAUGGAAGUCCAUUGGCACUUGCUGGCUGCGAUGCUAUGGGAUUUGUCAAACUUAAUCGCUCAAAUGAAGUUCCCGAUUUGAGCUUUAUGUUACUUCCAGUUGGAUUAAUCGCUGAUUAUGGACUUCAUUUAAGAAAAAUCACAAAUAUUCGAGAUGAGGUUUGGGAAAAGUAUUUUAAACCUUUAAUUGGACAAACAACGAUCUCAAUUCUGCCAGUUUUACUUCAUCCCAAAAGUAAAGGAACUUUAAGACUGAAGAGUAAAAACUUUCUCGAUUCACCAGUGAUCAAUCCUAACUACUUAGAUAAUAAAGAUGAUAUUAGGAAGUUAAUAAGUGGAAUAAGAAUUAUUGAGAAAUUAAUUGAGACGCCAUCAAUGAAGAAAUUCGGAGCUGAAAUCAAUCCAAAGCAUUUCCCCGGCUGUGAAAACUUUUUCCUCGAUUCUAAUGACUAUUGGGAAUGUUACAUUCGUCACAUGACGAUGACGAUGUUUCACCCUGUUGGCACAUGCAAAGCUGGAAACUACGAAGACACAUCGACAGUUGUUUUGAAAAACUUUCAAGUGAAAAAUAUUGAAAAUUUAUUUGUUGUUGAUGGUUCGAUCAUUCCACAAUCGCCCAGUGCUAACCCUCAUGGUGUAAUUGCUAUGAUUGCACAGAAAUUUGUUAACGAUAUGAUUUCUACUUCUCCAUGAAAGGAAAUAAAAAAAAGAUUUAAUUAAAGCUUCUUAGUUACUACAAAUUUGUGUCAAGGAUGAUCAACUUAUUUCCAUAAUUGACUUGCAUUAAUGAUUGAGAGAAAAUAAAUGUGUUAAUAAUAAUUAGACAGACAGAUUUGUUUAAUUAUGAUGAACAUCUAAUGAAUUAUUUAUAACUUGUAUGACAAUCAAUUAGAGAGAAGAUGAUUAUUAUGGAAAGACAACAGGAAAAUGUCAUCUUGAUUUUUCAUUUAUGUUACUAGGUAAAAGAUUAAAACUUAUGUAGGGAAAAGUAGAAAAUUUCUUUGUUCUGAACUCGCUUAACCCAAGAAAUUUAUAAGUCAAUGUCCGCUUGUCGUAAGAUUCAAUAAAACAACAUGAAAACAUUUGGUG
Messenger RNA from Clunio marinus, 2028 nucleotides. The record is from the annotation of a GenBank genome assembly. NCBI's taxonomy places the organism in Eukaryota, Metazoa, Arthropoda, Insecta, Diptera, Chironomidae.